AUGAUGCAUUUGUUGAAAGAACACAGAUUAACUUCUGUUGGCACUGUUCGCAAAAACAAACAAUGUAUUCCUCCUGCUUUUUUGAAGACUGGAAAACAACCAGGAAGUUCCAUGUUCGGUUUCCAAAAGGACAUUACUUUGGUGUCAUAUGCUCCUAAAAGCAAUAAAGUGGUAAUUGCAAUGUCUACUCUUCAUCACGACGACAAAAUUGAUGAAAGCACUGGAGAUAAAAAUAAACCCGAAAUUAUUACUUUCUACAACUCCACAAAAGCAGGAGUAGACGUCGUGGACAAGUUGAGCGCUACUUAUAAUGUGUCUCGCAACAGUAAGCGUUGGCCAAUGACGAUCUUUUAUGGAAUUUUGAACAUGGCUGCUAUCAAUGCUAAUAUAAUUUAUCAGAGUAAUCUGGAUAAAUCUAGUAAAAGAACAGAAUUUCUCCGUAGUUUGGGUUUGAGUUUGUUGAAUAAACAUCUGCAGUUGCGACAAACACAGAAGAAUAUUCCAUCUAACAUUCGCCAAAGAAUUUCGGGACAGAUGGGGGAGCCAUUGCGCCCAGCAGUGGAAAACAGUUCUGGACGAUAUGCUCGAUGUGCUGAUUGUCCUCGGAAAAAAGAUCGGAAGACAAAACAUGUCUGUGCAACCUGUAGAAAAUCACUGUGCCUAGAACAUGCAAUAUUUUCUUGCAAAAAUUGUGCUGUCGGCGAGGCCUCUUACUAA
This is a messenger RNA of Spodoptera litura, 717 nucleotides long. NCBI's taxonomy places the organism in Eukaryota, Metazoa, Arthropoda, Insecta, Lepidoptera, Noctuidae. The record is from RefSeq and is a predicted model, not a curated record.